GUUCCUCAUCCGCAUUACUGUGUACCCCGAAGCCGUUCCGAAGUCAAACUCCGUUCCUACAAGUCACUGCCGACACUCGAUACCACCAACUAAAUGAAUCAAAAGAAUCUCGUCCAAUAUCGUAACGACACAAACCCGAAGCCCGGGGCUUCAGUGCUCGAUCGGAGCCCAGAUGAUAAGCAGCCUCGAAAGCCGGUCCGAAAGCGCCAACGAAUCCCAUCUGCAUGCGAACCAUGUCGACAGCGCAAGACAAGGUGCGAUGGCAGCAGGCCAGUCUGCAGCCUCUGCCUUCGCCGAUCGUCAAGUAACUGUGUUUACCGAAGAGAAUCGAGAGAUGAAACAAGGGACCUGUCAGGAGUGGCACCACCAAUAACGGACUCAACUGGUAGUAACUGGGGAGUCCCGUCAAUUUCAGGAGAAAGACAUUCGGAUAAUGCAACUCAUUUGCCAUCAGAAUCACGGGUUCGGGGCACUAACACUACAUCUGCAUCCAGGAUUAGUCAACCCAAUCGACUGGAAUCCUUGACAGUGACCUCUUACCUCGACAGUCGGAAACCUUCUCCGUCAAAUGAGUUCUACGGCAGUUCAACAACGGCCAAGUUGAUGCACCAAGUGCAAGGGAGUGCGAAUCCCACCACCGGGAGUUCAAAGCAUACUCCUGGAUUAAUAGGAGGACCACCACCCGGAAAGAGUCCUACGACAGCAACAAGCGGCAACUUUGCUUCAAUGGACACUGAGCAUUUACAACAUUUAGCUCUCCCGACACGUGAUUUGGCUGACAUGCUCUUAGACACAUAUUGGUCAAAGGUCUAUCCGGUCUCUCCAAUCGUUUACAAGCCCGCUUUUGCAGCUGCUGUAGAAGAUUUAUGGAAGCCGAGAAAAGAACUGCGCAACUCGAUAGGAGACCUCGAUCUUGGAAUAGGUUCAUACGGUGUUUCAGACUCUCGGACCACUCUAUUUCACUGUGCACUGAAUGCCAUUUUUGCAUGGAGUUGCCAAUUCGCGGGUCCUACGCUAUCCAGAGAAGAACGUGAAUCUCUGGCACAAACUUUCUUUCUUCGUUCCAAAAAGCUUCUCGCUAUCAACCUAUUCGAUAAUGGCAGUGUGGCACAUGUGCAGACUCUUUUGCUCUUUGCGCAGUGUAUUCCCAGCACGCUGUUUCCCAGUGCAUGUUGGAACGUCAUUGGUCUAGCGUGCAGAACUGCUCAAGGCAUAGGCUUGCAUGUAGAAAGAUCUCCCGCCCACAGAUCACCUCGUGGACUUGAAGUCAGGAGACGUGUGUGGUAUGCUUGCAUGAUCAUGGAUACCUCGUACAGCAUGGUACUUGGGCGUCCAACGAUGGCUUCCUACCAAAUUACCAUCCCUUUACCAACAACUACUGAAGACGAUGUAAUCUUUGAUAUCCAAAAUGUACUGGAAAACUCUUUCCAACCGUCCCAUAUUAACUUCAUGGCGGAAAUUGCUAAGCUUUAUGUUACACUGGGAAAGGUAUUGUCGAAUAUAUACAAGCCUGGGCCUGUUGCCGCCAAGGACAAUGCAAGCAAGGAAGGGAAGAGUGAGAGUUUGAACGCCGUUGUGGCAUUGGACGAAGAUAUAUCCAAUUGGGAAGACAACAUGCCAUCGUGGUUACAUUGGGAAAGAGGAAUAGACACUCGGGAUGGGUUACCUGAAUCUCAGCAGUUGCUGCUUUCUAAACAGUCAAAUCUCUUGCACGCCAGAUAUCUCUCCGUCCGAAUCGCCUUACACCGGCCAACAUUCCUACGCUUUUGCCAAAGGCUGGGUUCCGCAGCUCAGAAGAAUCCGUCUACCUCCCAAACUUCACCCGGAAAAAAUACAGAGCCAUUCCGGGAUUUCCGCUCUUCGAUGAGUAUACAAUCUUCUGUAGCUUGUAUUACAGCAGCAAUUGAUCUCGUCAACCUAUCUCACGAAUCUACUCGAAAAAAUGCCGAUACCUCCUGGUGGUUCGCCAUGCAUUACAUAAUUAAUGCCGCAACAAUACUCAUCCUAGCUGAAUCAUGUCCACCUAUGCACUAUUAUUUCGACUACACAGAAGCACACAGUUCUUGGCUCCUCUGCUGUGACACAUUACGGCUGCUCGCCGAGGCUGGACAUCCAUCAGAUAAUGUUCUGAAUGGCCUAUACGCAAUGCGUCAGCAGUUAGUCCAAAGCCAGCUUCCGACGACACGAUCAAACGCCACCCAAGAUCAGACUCUGGAGAUUGGUACAGAAGAAACACCAAUAGCACAGGACUGCGGUUCCACUCACCUUCAGCAACAAAGCUUAAGUCUACCUGCAGGUCAGGAACAAGAUAGCUCAGGCUUCCAAGCAGGUCCUGGGGUUGAAAACUCGAGCGACCCCUCGACGCAGCCAUUCAUAGAUUUCAUGAUGCAGGACACGGAUUUGAUGGCACUUGGGUUCUUUGAUCAGAGCUGGUUAGGUUCUCCACAUGUUGAUCCGGAUGUAGGAUUCGAUGGGCCGAUACCAAUGUCCGUAGAUUUUGAGCACGACGCUGCUUUAUGAAUUUAUCCUACAUUAUUACUCAGCUAGUUUGAC
This is a messenger RNA of Hyaloscypha bicolor E, 2553 nucleotides long. RefSeq lists its product as uncharacterized. Gene Ontology annotation, molecular function: RNA polymerase II cis-regulatory region sequence-specific DNA binding; DNA-binding transcription factor activity, RNA polymerase II-specific; zinc ion binding. Gene Ontology annotation, biological process: DNA-templated transcription; positive regulation of transcription from RNA polymerase II promoter by galactose. The coding region runs from base 94 to 2520 and encodes 808 amino acids. Gene Ontology annotation, cellular component: nucleus. The transcript has 6 exons. Lineage: Eukaryota; Fungi; Ascomycota; Leotiomycetes; Helotiales; Hyaloscyphaceae. The record is from RefSeq and is a predicted model, not a curated record.